This is a messenger RNA of Solanum verrucosum, 1266 nucleotides long. Its product is annotated as heat stress transcription factor A-6b-like. NCBI's taxonomy places the organism in Eukaryota, Viridiplantae, Streptophyta, Magnoliopsida, Solanales, Solanaceae. Gene Ontology annotation, cellular component: nucleus. Bases 212 to 1225 code for a protein of 337 amino acids. Gene Ontology annotation, biological process: regulation of transcription by RNA polymerase II. Gene Ontology annotation, molecular function: DNA-binding transcription factor activity; RNA polymerase II cis-regulatory region sequence-specific DNA binding. The record is from RefSeq and is a predicted model, not a curated record. The transcript is spliced from 2 exons.
UAUACCUCCAAAUUCUAAUAUUGCAAACAUAUUACUUUGUCCUACUUCUUUCUCCCUCUUACCCAUACUCCAAAUUAAUAUUAACCCUAUCUUUUCUCAUAUAUUCACAAACUCUUUUAUUACCUUGCCAAUUUCCUCUAUCUUCUUAACUUUGACAUUGACUCAAAAUAAUAUACUAUCUUUAUAAGCAUAUUUGUUGAAGAAUCAAAGCAUGGAUGAUUUUGGAAAUUUAAUAAAAGAAGAGUUUGAUGGAUCAUUUUUGAUUCCUCAACCAAAGGAGUGUCUUCAUGAGAAUGGACCUCCACCAUUUCUUACAAAAACAUAUGAACUUGUGGAUGAUCCAAGUAGCAACGACGUCGUUUCUUGGAGUAGAGGUAACAAUAGUUUCAUAGUAUGGGAUCCCCAGAACUUGGCCAUUAAUUUUCUUCCAAGGUAUUUCAAGCAUAACAAUUUCUCAAGCUUUGUCAGGCAGCUCAAUACUUAUGGAUUUAGGAAAGUAAAUCCAGACCAUUGGGAAUUUGCUAAUGGAGGUUUUUUGAGAGGGGAAAAGCAUCUCUUGAGAACAAUUAGGAGAAGAAAAACAAGUAAUUUCAUCAAGUUGUCGUCAUCAAUUAACCAAGGUAUGGAUUCUUCAUCAUCAUCAUGUGUUGAGUUGGGAAGCUUUGGAUCAUUCGAUGGAGAAAUUGAUGAAUUAAGGCGCGACAAGCAGGUUCUCAUGAUUGAACUUGUUAAACUUAAACAGCAUCAAAAGGCUACAAAAUCACAACUUCAAGUUAUGGAACAAAAGCUUCAAGGGACAGAAAUCAAACAGGAGAAAAUAAUGAGUUUCUUGGCUAAAGCAUUACAAAAUCCAAACUUUGUGGAGCAAAUAAUGCAACAAAAGGAUAAAAGGAAACAACUUGAAGAAGCAAUCAACAACAAGAGAAGGAGGCCAAUUGAUUAUCAUCAAGCUGCUGCAUGUCCUAGUAAUAUAAUAAAGUUAGAAUCUCUUGGUGAUCAUGAUAUUAAUAAUGAAUUUGAUGAUGAUUUACAAGUGGCUAUGAACAUGUCACAUGGGAACACAUUAAUCAAUUUGGAAGAAGAAAAUAAUUAUGUUGAGAAAAAUAAUGAAGGAUUUUGGGAGGAUAUGCUGGAUGAGAAUAAUGUUGAAGAUGAGAUUAUGGCUUUGCUUGGUGUUAAUGAACAAGAGGAUGAACAAGUUCAUGUCGAUGUUUUCUCUGAUUAAUUACUUGAAUAAAUUAACAGCCAAUUUAUAAUCUGGCUCAA